AUGCCCGCUGGUGUCGUCGCCGACACCUUUGCCGCUGCUGGCCCUGUUGCCAAGCCGGCCACGGUCAAGCAGUCGAUCCCUGCCAUUGCCGUCGCCGCCGCUUCGGCCUUCGGUGGUAUCCUCUACGGUUAUGACACGGGUACCAUCUCCGGCCUGCUGGCCAUGGAGAACUUCCGUGAGACCUUCGGUCAGUUCUACCCGGUCAACAAGCCCUCGAACACCGGCAGUGUCCCCGUUCCCGGUUACGACCUGUCGACGGGCAACACCUCGCUCGUGACCUCGAUCCUGUCCGCCGGUACCUUCUGCGGUGCCCUGCUCGGUGCCCCGCUCUCGGACAAGCUCGGACGCAAGCUCGGUCUGCAGGUCGGCCUGAUCAUCUUCAACAUCGGUGUCGUCCUCCAGCUCGCCACCACCAACCUCGACGCCUUCAUUGUUGGCCGUGUCGUUGCCGGUCUCGGUGUCGGUAUCCUCUCGACCAUCGUCCCCAUGUACCAGUCCGAGGUCGCCCCCCGCUGGAUCCGUGGUACCGUCGUCUCGGGCUACCAGUGGGCCAUCACCAUCGGUCUCUUCAUCGCCUCGCUCGCCAACAACGGCACCAAGGACCGCACCAACUCGAGCUCGUGGCGCAUCCCCGUCGGCAUCCAGCUCGUCUUCUCGCUCAUCCUCUCGGCCAUGUUCAUCGUCCUCCCCGAGUCGCCCCGCUGGCUCGUCAAGCGCGGCAACCACGCCGGUGCCGCCAAGUCGCUCGCCCGCCUCAACUCGACCGACUCCGACGACCCGCUGGUCCGCAGCGAGCUCAGCGUCAUCCAGACCAACCUCGACAUUGAGCUCACCCACGGCAACGGCACCUACGUCGACUGCUUCAAGGCCAACGACCGAAAGUACCUCCUCCGCUCGAUGACGGGCAUCUGGCUCCAGGCCUGGCAGCAGCUCACCGGUGUCAACUUCAUCUUCUACUACGGCACCGUCUUCUUCUCGAACGCCCUGCCCGGCACCAACCCCUUCAUCUUCUCGAUCAUCUCCAACGUCGUCAACGUCGUCUGCACCCUGCCCGGCAUGUGGGCCAUGGAGCGCUUCGGCCGCAGGAAGCUCCUGAUCUGGGGUGCCGUCUACAUGGCCGUCUGCGAGUUCAUCGUCGCCAUCGUCGGAACCACCAUCGACACCCGCCUCAACUCGGCCGCCGGCAAGGCCAUGGUCGCCUUCGUCUGCAUCUACAUCUCGGGCUUCGCCUCCACCUGGGGCCCCGCCGCCUGGGUCGUCUGCGGUGAGAUCUUCCCGCUCGCCAUCCGCGCCAAGGCUCUCUCGCUCUGCGUCGCCUCCAACUGGCUCUGGAACUUCGGCAUUGGCUACGCCACCCCCUACCUCGUCCAGUCGGGCCCCGGCAAGGCUGGCCUUGGCCCCAAGGUCUUCUUCAUCUGGGGUGCCACCUGCUCUUGCGCCGCCCUCUUCGGCUACCUCUUCGUCGUUGAGUCCAAGGGUCUCUCGCUCGAGGAGGUCGACGAGCUCUACGCCCAGACCACCCCCAGGCAGUCGGCCGCUGCCAACCGCGAGAUCAUCGCCCGCCGCACCGACCUCGAGGGCGGCGUCGCCCACCCCAAGGACGACGAGGACGCCACCGCCGACGAGAAGAAGUACUAA
Pseudozyma flocculosa PF-1 is the source of this 1638-nucleotide messenger RNA. RefSeq lists its product as uncharacterized. NCBI's taxonomy places the organism in Eukaryota, Fungi, Basidiomycota, Ustilaginomycetes, Ustilaginales, Ustilaginaceae. Gene Ontology annotation, biological process: transmembrane transport; carbohydrate transport. The record is from RefSeq and is a predicted model, not a curated record. Gene Ontology annotation, cellular component: membrane. Gene Ontology annotation, molecular function: carbohydrate:proton symporter activity. The transcript has a single exon. The coding region runs from base 1 to 1638 and encodes 545 amino acids.